Messenger RNA from Hydra vulgaris (swiftwater hydra), 5334 nucleotides. RefSeq names its product phospholipid-transporting ATPase ABCA3. Gene Ontology annotation, biological process: transmembrane transport; lipid transport. Gene Ontology annotation, molecular function: ATP hydrolysis activity; ABC-type transporter activity; lipid carrier activity. The record is from RefSeq and is a predicted model, not a curated record. Gene Ontology annotation, cellular component: membrane; intracellular membrane-bounded organelle. NCBI's taxonomy places the organism in Eukaryota, Metazoa, Cnidaria, Hydrozoa, Anthoathecata, Hydridae.
CUUAAGAAACAAUUUUGUAAAGAUGCGGCUGGAAUUUGGUCACUUAACUAUAUGCCUUUAAAAAUCACAUGUUUACGUAACAUCGGAACAAAAACUUUUUUACGUAACAUCGGAACAAAAAAUUUUUAAUAAAAGUUAAACACAACUAAAAUUGUUUAACUUAUCUUUAUCUAAAAAUGAGUUGGUUUAGAGAUUUUCGGUUAUUAUCAUGGAAAAAUUUUCUUCUUCAGAAACGUCGUCCCGUUUCUACAGCUUUUGAGAUAUUUCUUCCUUUAUUUUUUAUGGCAAUUUUGCUUACUCUUCGAGUUACAGUUAUAAAACAGAAUGAAGAUGUUGAAUACAGAUGGCCUGGUUUUAGUAUUACUAACCAAAUACCUGUUGAUAGGAAUAAAAAAUGGACAAUAGCAUUUGCUCCAAAUAAUACUCGGUACUUUUCCAUUAUGUCUAAUCUGAGGUUAUAUUUAGAUGUUCUUACAAUUCCAUUUAAUACUGAAAAAGAUCUAACUGAUGCAGUUGUUACGGAUUUGGAUAAAGAAGUUCUAAAUCAAAAAUUUUUAUGUGGAGUUAUAUUUGAUGAAACUUCCAGAAAAAAAGACUUUAAGUACAGACUAAGGUUUCCAUCGAAUUCACGUAAAAGAAUGAAUAUCCCUGGAAUUAUCCCUCAAACUUGGUAUACUCAAUUUGUGUUUCCAUUUUCUUUCCAAGGUUUAGGACCACGAACAAGUAAUUCAAUUUAUGGCGGACCUCCAGAUUAUUUUAGUGAAGGAUUCCUUUCAGUUCAAAGAGCUAUUGAUUUAGCAAUUAUUAAAAACCAAAAUAACUCAUUUAACAUCAAAAAUUUUGGUAUUUCCAUGCGAAGAUUUCCUUAUCCAAAAAAGUUACGUGAUCCUUUUGUUAUUGUUAUUCAAGGCACACUUCCUUUGCUACUGAUGUUAUCUCUUGUUUAUACUGCUCUUUCUAAUGUUAAGAAUAUUGUUCACGAAAAAGAGCAUAAAUUAAAGGAAUCAAUGAAAAUGAUGGGUCUCCGGAAUUGGAUUCACUGGCUAGCUUGGUUUACUAAAUGUUUUGUUUUUCUCCUUAUUCCUAUGAUUCUCAUUUCCAUUGUAAUGUGUGUUGAUUUUGGAGGUGGGAAAAUGCUUACCAAGUCAAAUGGUGUAAUCAUUUUUAUAUUCCUAAUGAUGUACUCAAUAUCCUCAAUAAUGUUUUGCUUUUUUGUUUCCACUUUAUUUUCAAAAGCAAAUACUGCUGCAGCAGCUGGGGGUAUUUUAUGGUUUCUUUUAUAUGUUCCAUAUUGGUUUCUUUUUCAAUCUUAUGAUACUAUUUCAACAAAAACAAAAAUUUUUUCCUGUGUUGAUUUUCAAUUAGCAAUGGCUUUAGGCUCAAAUCUAAUUGGUCAGUUUGAAGGUCAAGAAAGUGGAUUGCAAUGGUAUAAUAUAAAUAAAGGAGUUACUAUUGAUACUACAUUUACUUUUUUACAAGUUUUACUGAUGUUUUUAGUAGACAUUGUAUUAUAUGGAUUAUUGACAUGGUAUAUAGAGGCUGUGUUUCCUGGAGAGUAUGGAAUACCACAAAAAUGGAAUUUUUUUCUUACUAAAAGCUAUUGGUUUGGAUAUCAAUUUGAUAUUACAGACUUUCAUCCGAUAAAACACAACAAUGAGUUUAUUGAAAAGUAUCCGGAAGGAUUAAAUCCUGGAAUAUCGAUACGAAAUCUGAGCAAAGAAUUUAAAACAGAACGUGGUAAAAAAGUAGCUGUUGAUGAUUUAUCUUUAAAUCUUUAUGCUGGAGAAAUCACAGCAUUUCUUGGGCAUAAUGGAGCUGGCAAGACAACUACAAUAUCUAUGCUAACAGGUUUGAUACCUCCAUCCACUGGAACUGCAAUUAUUAAUAACUACAACAUUUUAAAAGAUAUUGGUUCAGUUAGAAAAAGUCUUGGUAUUUGUCCUCAGCACAAUGUUCUAUUUGAUCACCUCACUGUAGAAGAGCAUUUAUGGUUUUUUACUAGCUUGAAAGGUGUUGAUGAUAAAAAUCUUAUUACUGAGGAAGUCAAUCGUAUGAUUGACUUAGUUGGUUUAGCUGAUAAAAGAAAAUCAAAACCAAAUAGUUUGUCAGGUGGUAUGAAGCGUAAGUUAUCAGUAGGAAUUGCUCUUGUUGGAAACUCAAAGAUAGUAAUAUUAGAUGAACCCACCAGUGGUAUGGAUGUCUCUGCACGCCGAUUUACAUGGGAUUUAUUACAAAAAGAGCGCAAAGGUCGCACAAUACUCUUAACAACGCAUUAUAUGGAUGAAGCUGAUGUAUUAGGUGAUCGAAUUGCUAUCAUGGCAAAUGGUAAACUUCAAUGUUAUGGCUCUUCUCUUUUUUUGAAAAAAAAGUAUGGAGUAGGAUACCAUAUGAUAAUGGUAAAAAAUGCUUGCUGCAAUGUUGAAAAAGUGACACAACUUAUUUCUAAACAUAUUCCAACAGCUUCUCUUGAAAAUAAUGUUGGUAUGGAAUUGUCUUUCAUACUCCCUAGUGACUAUGUUUCAGUUUUUGAAAGUUUAUUUUCUGAAAUUGAAAAUCGGCAUGAAGAACUAGGAAUAUCAAGUUAUGGUGCAUCUAUUACAACUUUAGAAGAAGUGUUUUUAAAAGUUUGUGAAAAUGCUGAAGAAAUGCAAAAUGUUGACCAAAACAUAAAAAAAGAAAUAGACUCAAAUUUCAGCUUAAAUUUGCCUGAUCUGCUACCAGAUGUUCUCCCUUUAUCUAAUUCACAAAGCAUGCAGCUUCUUGAUCCACCUUCACUAACAUCACAAAAAAAUAGUGGAUGGACUCUCUCAAUCCAACGAUGGUAUGCAAUGUUUUUAAAACGAUUUCUUCAAUCCAAAAGAUAUAAAGCUGCACUUAUAUCUCAACUGAUUGUGCCUAGUAUCAAUGUAAUGCUUGCAUUGAUAGUAGUUAAAACUAUGCCAAAAGCUGUCGACUCUCCACCUCGUCUUCUUGAUUUAAAUAUGUUUGGAAGUAGUAAUGUUAUUCUGCAUGGAGAGAGUUCCAGCAUUUUUGAUAUCUCAAUAUAUGAAGAAUUUAUAAAAAGCAAACAUUCAGUUCCAGAACGUGCUAACAUGAAUAUGGUUGAUUAUUUAUUAAUGCUAGAAACAAAAUUUGGUUUAGGAGAGUUUAAUUUAAAUUAUCUGAUUGGAUUAGAGCUUAAUUAUACAAAUAAAGAAGUCUCUGCUACUAUGUGGUAUAAUAAUGAAGCAUUACAUGCUGCUCCUGUUUCUUUGAAUGCUUUUACAAAUUCAUUGCUACGUAUGUAUGACCCUGAAUGUUCUAUUUCAUCUAUAAAUGAUCCUCUACCAAAGACUGUAAAGCAAAGCAUAUCUGAUCUUUCCUUCAAUCCUAAUGGCUUUCAAAUUGGUUUCAGUUUAGUAUUUUCUAUGGCUUUCUUAGCAUCCAGCUUCAUUGUUUUUUUAGUACAAGAGAAAGCUUCAGGUUCAAAACAUGUUCAAUUUGUAAGUGGUGUUGAUCCAUUUAGUUACUGGUCAUCUGCAUACACAUGGGAUUUGAUUAAUUUUAUUUUGCCUAUUGUUCUUAUUGUUGUACUGUUUGAAAUUUUUCAGCAAGAGGCUUUUAUAGGUGUUCGACUUGGCUAUGUUGUAUUACUGUUAGUCUUCUAUGGCUUGGCUGUCAUUCCUUUUAUGUAUUUAUUUUCAUUUUUAUUUGUUGUUGCUUCUACGGCUUUUACCAGAAUGACUAUUUUAAAUGUUAUCACAGGGUUGGCUACUUUACUGGUUGUCAAUAUAUUGAGCUUGCCUUCACUUAACUUGCUUGAUGUGGCAAAUAUUUUGAAGUGGGUUUUCUUAGUGCUACCCAAUUACUGUCUUGGUCAAGGAAUAAUUGAUAUUUUUAAUAACUAUCAGUAUAAUACUAUUUUUGAUAAAGCUUUACAAAUGUGUAUUGAUGAACUUAGAAAACAGUUACCUUUUUUACCAUCACCUAAAAUUAAAGAAUUAUGUUUGACUUUUACAAAAGAAAUGUUUGCAAAUCAAUCAGUUACUUUUCAAACAAAUUAUUUGUCAUGGUACAAUCCUGGAAUAGGUCGGAGUUUGGUGUUUAUGGUCAUCCAAGCUGUGAUUUUUUUUGCUCUGGUUUUAUUUAUUGAGUACAGGGUUUUAAAAAGGUUUAUUUCAGUCAUUAAAAGUAGGUUUUUAAAUAGAAAUCAAGAAAAACAUUUAGUCCAGCCAGGUAUUCAAUUAGAUGAAGAUGUUUUAAUGGAACAAAUACGAGUUGAACAAGGUGAUAUUUCAAAUUGUGUGCUAAAGCUCAAUGGACUUACUAAAGUAUAUGGUUCUAAGUUUGGUAAAAGAGGUGAAGAAUUUUUAGCUGUGGACAAUAUAUCUCUUGGUAUACAAUAUGGAGAAUGCUUUGGCUUGAUUGGACAAAAUGGGGCUGGUAAAACAAGUACAUUUAAAAUGCUAACUGGUGAUGAAACUAUUACAAGUGGAAUGGCCUUUAUUGAUAAAUACAACAUUGCAACAGAAAUGGCACAGGUUCGUCAAAAAAUUGGCUACUGUCCUCAGUUUGAUUCUUUAAAUGAUUUGAUGACUGGUCGUGAGCAUCUAGAAAUGUAUUGUCGACUACGUGGUGUUCCUGAGAAAAAUAUUCCAUACUUAGUUGAUUUUCUUGCAAAGAGUUUGUCAGUUGACCAGCAUAUUGACAAAGUAACAAAGGCAUAUAGUGGAGGUAACAAGCGGAAGCUGUGCACAGCUAUUGCCCUUGCAGGUGAUCCGCCGCUAAUAUUCUUGGAUGAGCCGUCGUCUGGAAUGGAUCCUGCAGCAAGACGAAUGCUGUGGAAUUCUUUGUUUCAUGUUUUAAAGUCUGGGAAGUCUAUUGUUAUUACUUCACAUCUUAUGGAAGAAUGUGAAGCAUUGUGCACAAGAUUAGCUAUUAUGGUUAAUGGACAGUUUAAAUGUAUUGGUAGUCCACAACACUUAAAAAACAGAUUUGGUGAAGGUUAUACACUAAUUGCACGAGUUGGUGGAGUUUGUCCUGAAACAACGUCUUUAAAACGUUUUAUUGAAACAAAGUUUCCUGGAUCUCUGCUUAAAGACGAGCAUCAAGGUUAUUUGCAUUACCAAUUAACGAAUAAAAAUAUAUCAUGGGCUAAUUUGUUUGGAGUUAUGGAGAGAGCUAAAGUUGACUUUGAGAUAGAAGAUUACUCUGUUAGUCAAACUACUUUAGAGCAAAUUUUUUUAAAUUUUACACGAUUUCAAAGAUCAGCUGAUGAGUAAUUUUUUUUGAUUUUUCACUUUCUUUUUUUUUAAUAUAUAUAUUUAUUCAUAGUGAUUUAAAAUAAAAAUAAUA